GUGGAAUAGGCCCGUUCUGAUUUCCUUUGUUUCUUGGCAGCCAAGAUUAGGACGGUUGUGCUGAUGCGAUUCGAUUCUCCGAGUCCAUGUCCUCGAUCCGGUAUGGUGCUGCGGCAUACUUGGGAUGACCGUGACGCUGGAUGACGGCAACUCUUCCUUGCCUAUCUUCGUUCAUUUCGAGCUUCCUUUAACGAUUGCCUGGUCCGGACCCAAGAUAGGGUGGAAGCUCUUCAAGGCGGUGCUGUCCAUUUCGUCCGCUAGCGACUCCUGUCCUUGGACUCGGAGUUUGAAACCGUUCCAGCACAGCUCUUAAAAGACUUCGCUCAUCGUAAUUCGCCUCUUCAUUCUCUCCCUAAAGCUCUCCUCAACAAAGGUGCUCUACAUAUCCGAAGCCAAUGUCGAUUGUUCUUCCUGAAGAGCUCGUCGAAAUCAUCAUCGACAUGAUUCGUUAUGAUAUUAUGUACCCAUGGCGUGCUAAGCUUAUAGCAUGCUCUUUGGUGAGCAAAUCAUGGACUCGCCGUACCCGGUAUUACCUCUUUAGAGAGAUCACCAUCGCGUCCUUUGAUGUACCGCAAUUCAUGCGGCUCCUCUCAGAGCCGGCUUUGUGCACUUUCGCCCCCUUUCCCAAGAAAGUGUUCAUCGAUCACAGCUCAAUGAAUCGCAGCCCCCCAGCCAGGGUAGACUGGCUUAUACACGAAGUAUUACCUGCGAUUUCCCUUUUUCCCAUGAUCGAGAAGUUGUACAUCGUUUUCGGAAGUGGGUUCCUCCUCAUAAAGUCGGAGAAAAAAUGGAAUGCCUUGCUCAAGUCCCUCUCGAAGCUGACGCGCCUCGUGGAUUUGAAGCUGGUACAAUGCCAAUUCGUGACAUACGAUCAUUUAGCAGGCCUGGUCUCUACGUUCACGGCACUGGAGACUCUGACAUUGGAAGAAUGCGAGGUUUCCAAGAUUGGCCCCAAGUUGCGUUCAAUGAUCAUACUGCCUUCUUCGCUGCACACAUUAAACUUUUACGCCGGUUCGGGAAAGCCAUCGAGUCCGUUUCUACGGUUGUGCAAUUAUUCUAUUUCGUUAUCGUUCUUGUACGUGACGAGGCAUAAGCCGUUGCGGAAUGAUUCCCUCGUUUUGGCGAAAUUGUUGAGAGUGGCGGGAGCAUCACUCAAGAGAGUGAACAUCAGGCUACCCGAUCGUCUUUGUGGUGAGUGGCAUCCUGUCGUGCUACUUAUCUCUAAACCAUCAAAGACCUAGAGGAAUUUUGCCCUGGCAUCGACUUGCAUGAGAACACGAGUCUCGCAGAUCUCAGUAUCCAGUUUUCGGAUGACAUUCUGUAUCCUGGAGAUGACGUUACCCGGCAUGUCUCUCAGAUAAUACGAAGCGUUACCUCGGUGAUGAUAGAAAAGAUCGAGAUCGAUGCUCCUGUUCGCAGAGCCGAAGAACUCGAUGAUAUUGAAUGGGGUUUGCUCCUCGGCGAUGGAAAAUACCCAAAACUUGGACAGGUCAUACGAGUGGGCGUGCAAGGCGAGUUUCGGAACGAAUUAAAAGACAGAAUGACUAGUCAACUAAAGCAGCUGGAGACGCCUGUUGAAAUAUGGAUUGUUUAAAUUAUGCGGCAUAAAUCUGUUUCUCGUU
Messenger RNA from Desarmillaria tabescens, 1622 nucleotides. RefSeq lists its product as uncharacterized. The coding region runs from base 396 to 1241 and encodes 281 amino acids. The record is from RefSeq and is a predicted model, not a curated record. The transcript has a single exon. NCBI's taxonomy places the organism in Eukaryota, Fungi, Basidiomycota, Agaricomycetes, Agaricales, Physalacriaceae.